Messenger RNA from Rhodamnia argentea, 1621 nucleotides. RefSeq names its product stemmadenine O-acetyltransferase-like. NCBI's taxonomy places the organism in Eukaryota, Viridiplantae, Streptophyta, Magnoliopsida, Myrtales, Myrtaceae. Bases 111 to 1430 code for a protein of 439 amino acids. The record is from RefSeq and is a predicted model, not a curated record. The transcript is spliced from 3 exons.
AUGGCUGUAAGUUAUACUGCACCAUAUCGUCUUUCUUCCCCAAGCUUAAACUCUCGCACGGCACAUCAAUACACACUCUCCAGCAGCUCGAAAUCACAAAGAAGAAAGCGAUGACAAUGGCCGAGGUCCAAGUCGAAGUCAUCUCCAAAGACACCAUCAAGCCCUCUUCUCCGACCCCGGACCAUCUCCGCCAUUACAAGCUCUCCUUCCUCGACCAGAUACAAGUCCCUGUGUUCAUGCCCUUGGCCCUCUUCUUCCCGAGGGAUGACGGCACGUCGCUCGAUGAGAAACGUAGCCGCAUCAAGCGUUCUCUGGCCGAGGCCCUGGCCAAGUUCUACCCUCUCGCUGGUCGGGUCAGAGACAAUACCUACGUCGACUGCAACGACGAGGGCGCUUUGUACGUGGAGGCUCGGGUCAGGUGUGAACUCUCGGAUAUCCUUGAGAACCCGGUCCCUAGGGUGAUGAACAGGUUCUUUCCCUGUGAGCUUGACGAUGUGCAGGACUUGGCUGUGGCUGUUCAGGUCAACUUCUUCGAGUGCGGUGGCUUAGCCCUCAGCCUUUUGAUCUCCCACAAGGUCGCCGACGCCCUCUCCUUCUUCACCUUCCUCAACGCAUGGGCCGCUGCUGCCCGUGGCGACCCUGGCAUCACCGAUCCCUGCUUCAAUUCCUCCGAGCUCUUCCCUCCGAUCAACCUCUCUGGCUUCCAGGCAUCCACUGGCAUCGUCAAGGACAACAUGUCCACCAGGCGCUUCGUCUUUGACGCUGCCACCAUCGCCUCGCUCCGCGAGCAGUUUGCUGACCUGACCAAUGUUGCAGCCGCGGCUGACCAGCCACGCCGUCGCCCGACCCGUGUCGAGGCCCUGUCGUCCUUCCUCUGGAGCCGCUACAUGGCGAGCACGCAGCCAAUCGAAGCCAGAGGGAACAAGAUCUACACUGUGCUCCAUGCAGUGAAUCUUCGGACAAGGAUGGAGCCGCCGAUGUCGGAGCGCCACUUCGGCAACAUCAGUAGGUUGGCGAUCACGGUGCCGACCGUGGACGCCGGAGGCUACAAGAUAGUCAAUCAGGUGAGGGACGCAAUCAAGCAGGUGAAUGAGGAGUACGUUAGGAAACUCCGGGAAGGGGAGGGCCACCUGAAGUCACUGAAAGAUCUGUCGUCAAGUGUCUCGCGAGGCGAGGUGGUGUCUUUCAGCUUCACGAGCCUGUGCCGGUUUCCGACGUACGAGGCGGACUUUGGGUGGGGAAAGCCUGCCUGGGUCGGGUCGGCGAGCCUCACUUUCAAGAACCUGAUCGUCUUCAUGGACACCAAGUCCGGCGACGGCAUCGAGGCCUGGGUCAACCUCAAGGAGGACGACAUGGCCAAGUUCGAGCAGGAUGAGGAGUUGCUGGCGCUCGUCUCGCCUUCCGUGAGCGCCCAAAGCGGUGCGUUUUAGUUGGCGACGUUGGCCAAUAAGGGUGGCCGUACUAUGAAUAUUGAAUACGGACGUUGUUUCUCCUAGGUCUUUCUUUCUUUUUGGCUUUUUUAUGUGAAGUCUUUUGGUGUGUGUGCAAUAAUAAAGCUUCAAAUGCAACUGUAGAUCCGAUUAAUUUGAAUGAAAAAGGAAAGUAUACAGAAUAGCUCUGU